AUGUCUCAGAAAAUAAACUUCAGCCAUGCUGUGUUUGGAACUAUAAAACUGUUUCUGUAUAUGAAGACCUGUGAACUGCAGAUUCAGGUUGAAGGAGGGAAGACUGCUAGCCAGGAUAAGAGUCAUCUACACGCUGCUGGUCAUAUCUGCAUUCUUAAAGAUGCUUUCAUGUAUGAAAGCCCAACUGAAAUAGCAAAUCUAACCUCCACAGACAAGUUUGAUGCAGCCCUGGCCAUUCAUCUUUAUAAAGCAGGCAGACUUCUGCAAGGUAGUGAAAUUCCUUUUGGAAUCAUCUUUGGUGGGACAGAUGUAAAUGAAGAUAUCAAAUGUGAAGAGAAGCAUCGAGUAAUGGGAGCAGUGCUAGGUGAAGCCAGGUUUGCAGUGGCUUUCACGAUGAAAAUGAAGGAACUGGCAGCAGCAGAGUGGCCAGAUGCUAGGAAGAAAAUAUAUGUCCAAACUCAAGGAAUUAAGACUACACCCAGUGAAACAUUUGACUGGUGUAGAUUUCUACAAAAUGCAGACAUUCCUAUGGAUACAGGCAGUUUACACAUGUUUCUUUUGAUAUGCGGACUUCGAAGAGUCAAAGAUCCUCUGUAUUUAGUAGAUGUAUUUUCAGAUUGGCACAGAAAGGAUCCCAGUGUCCAUCUGGGCAUAAUCGGACCUGCAGUUGAUCCACUUUUUGCAAGUGAAAUUAAGGAAAAAGUUGAAAGGGCACCUGGAGUACAUUUAUUACAGGAGAUGCCACAAGAUGAUCUUCAUGCUGCUAUGAAAAGGUGCUUUGCUGUGGUAAACAGCUCCAUUUCAGAGGGAAUGUCUGCUGCAAUUCUGGAGGCAAUGGAUUUAGAUAUUCCGGUGCUGGCAAGGAACAUUCCUGGGAAUGCAGCAAUAAUAACACAUAAGGAAACAGGACUGCUGUUUUCAGAUCCGCAGGAGUUUGUUGUGCUGUCCAAGAGUUUGAUGAAUGACCCCAUUAUGGAAAGAGAAAUUGUAACAAGGGCCAAAGACUACGUGAAGAAACAUCAUUCAUGGGAAAGUGAAAGAAAAGCCUAUCAGGAUCUUGUCCUAAGACUUCAGUGAAUUGCAACACUACAGUUGAUACCCAGCAGUCUAUGUAGAGCACUUUAAUGAUGGAUAUGUAAUUAGAUUUGGGUUUCUCUUGGUUUCUUUUUAGAGGAGAUAGUAAGACAUGCAUUAUUACUCUAUUCAAACAUACCAACAUCACAGGAGUUGCCUGCUACUUCAAACUGUCCAAUUUCUCUAAUUCAGCACACUGUCUCUAGUGUACCAGCUCAUCACAGACCCGUAUCGUUUUGUAAGAUCACAUAGGAGAAAUCUACUCCUUGAGCACACGCA
Charadrius vociferus (killdeer) is the source of this 1353-nucleotide messenger RNA. It is a transcript of the gene GLT1D1, whose product is annotated as glycosyltransferase 1 domain containing 1. The record is from RefSeq and is a predicted model, not a curated record. Gene Ontology annotation, molecular function: glycosyltransferase activity. NCBI's taxonomy places the organism in Eukaryota, Metazoa, Chordata, Aves, Charadriiformes, Charadriidae. The transcript has 13 exons. The coding region runs from base 1 to 1077 and encodes 358 amino acids.